This is a messenger RNA of Cephus cinctus (wheat stem sawfly), 11888 nucleotides long. RefSeq names its product vacuolar protein sorting-associated protein 13B (gene Vps13B). The record is from RefSeq and is a predicted model, not a curated record. Lineage: Eukaryota; Metazoa; Arthropoda; Insecta; Hymenoptera; Cephidae. Bases 426 to 11684 code for a protein of 3752 amino acids. The transcript is spliced from 51 exons.
AUUUGUUAAUAAUUGUAUUGUUUUUAAUGUUUCAACGAUUUGCCAAUUUCAAUCUAUUAGAAGUCGUAAAGCAAGAAAAAAUAAUAAAUUGUCAAUCAGUAGUAAAUCAUCCAUGUGAAAUUAAAUGUUUAAUUUUUAAUGUCAUAUACCGCAAGUAUAGUAGGGAGUGACACUGAGUGAUACAUUAGGAAGGUGUCGUUUUGAGGUUGUGUCAUAACCAUAUAAAUAUAUGACAUGGCAUUCACGAUAUGGUGAAAAUUGAUUACAAAAUUGAACUGGCAAAAGAUAUAUAUAAUUUUCAAAAUAGCAAUAUAACAAACUAUUACCUUGUUCAAAGAUGCAAGAAAUAUGUAUUGCUGUAUUAUUACGCAGAUGUCAAUACAAUAUUUAUGAAAUAUAAGUGAUGUAUUGAAUAACAAAUAACAAUGUUUAAACUGGAAUCAUAUAUAACUCCAGUAAUCCUCAGUUAUGUGGAGAAAUAUGUUAAAAAUUUUAAACCAGAGCAAUCACAGGUAUCAUUGUGGGGUGGAGACGCAUCUUUUCAGAAUCUUGAUUUACGAUUGGAGGUUUUGGAGGAGCAGCUCAAUUUACCAUUCAAUUUUGUCAGUGGCCACAUCCAUGAGUUACUCAUUCAUGUCCCUUGGGUGAAAAUUACUUCAGAACCAAUAGUCGUUACAAUAAAUACAAUAGAGUGUAUUUUGAAAUUAAAGGAUGAGAAUCAGACAGAAAAUAGUACACCUUCCUUACAAAAAAAGAAACGAAGUAUGAUACAAGAAGAAGCACCUCCUGGUUACAUUAAAAGUAUUGUAACUAAGGUAGUCAAUAACAUUACAAUAAAUUGCAAUAAUUUAAUCCUAAAAUAUGUGGAGGAAGACAUUGUUCUUAGUGUCAACAUACGAUUUCUUAGUAUGCAAACAGUUAAUGACAAAUGGGAACCAACGUUCACUGAUGUGAGUAGUUAUGAAGUUAUGCUACGAAAGAUUAUUACUGUACAGGAUUUAACGCUCUGUCUAGAUAAAAUGGAUGCUUCAGGAAAGAUAGAAGUUUAUCAAGACCCUGUAUUAUACCGAUGCUCAAUGAUGAUACGUCUAAUCAUCAAUUAUCAUAGCAACACAGCUAAGCGUGCUUCCAUUACUCGAUUAGAUCUUCACUGUGAAAAGAUGGAAUUCAGUAUGACCGAACAGCAAAUACCUAUGCUACUUAGAUUAGUCGCAUUGAUACUUGCUUUACAGUCCAAGCAAUUACCAGUCAGCAAAGAAAGAUCGCUGACAUCAGUAGAAGAAAGAGAAAAUGCUUCACAAGACGAACUGGACGAAGAUGUGGGUAUGUCCUCGGAAGGUGGUACAUGGGGUGGCUGGGCAUGGGAUGUAGUCUCAUCGUUUUUACCUGUUGAUUGGGAUAAUGAUUGGUCCAGUGAACAACAGAUGGCUUAUUCAGGACACACAAUACAUCUUGGUAUUUACGUGGAUAAUGCCACUGUAACGUUUAAGACUAUCGAUAGUGUGAAAGAACAACUGUUUUAUAAGUCACGUAAAAUCAGAUACAAAUCAUUUCUUUCGCUACGAUUAACGGGUGUCGUUAUAGAUGCAUUACUACAGGGCAUUACCAUGACUACCUUUCAAGUUGGAUUAGGCAGUAUACAGCUUUAUCCAAGAGGAAUGUGUAGCUGUGGAUUUGCAGAAAUCAUAGACGGUGCCCAGCCACCACUCUAUCUAGUUGCCGGAAAACUCGAAACAAAUCAUUUGAAAGACUCCUUGUUCGAUGACGAUGCUGUGGAAAAUAAGGGUAAAAAGAGAGAAUACAAGCAAGGAAUUGAUUAUCAUUUAGCUACUGUUUCUGUGGAAAGUUUAUUAGAAAGAUGUCCAGCUCUUGUCAUGGAUUAUGUUCAUCAUAUUGAAUUACCUGAUGACAUUACGCCAGAAAGAUUAUCCGAAUUGGGAUCUAACUUUGAGUACAGCAAUUUUCAUGAACGUCGUGUAAUGAGAUACGUUAUUGGAGACUUAAUAAUAAGACUGUGUUCAGGAUUAUUUCAUCGAAUUGAAACUAUGAAAGAGGCUGCAAUGAAAUAUGAUUAUAGUCCCUACAUCAUUCCCAAACCAGAACCAACCAUAGAUGAAUUACCACCGGUAACGGUAGAAGAAUACGAUGCACUCCGCGAAAAUAUAUCUAUGGUGGAAAUGAAAGUGAUUCUAGUAAAAUGUGCACUACAAUUGCAAGCAAGUAACCAUCGUAUUACGAGUCAAAUUCGACCACGUAAAUUUAUUGAUAAUCGGACAGCACCGUUAAGUCCAGCACUUACCGAGGAUCCAGUUCUAACUGUAGAGUGGGACAAAAUGAAUGUAAACAUAGAACAACCAAUGUAUCCAUUUAGACUCAUUGCGUGUGCAUCCAAACAAACUGAUAUUUCUCCAGACAUGUUCAAUUACUGUCAUAGAACUAUCGAUGCAGAGGUACAAGGUUUAAGGUGUCAAUUACGGUUAACAAAUAAGUGUCGCACAUCAAUAGUUAUGCCUUGUAAGGCAGAAUACAGCCAGAAAAGCAUUCUAUACCCUCAAUAUUGGAGGAGUUUGGAUCUUAUCCAUGUAUCACAUUCCAUUCAGAUCGAUGCUGUAACCAUAACAGGGACCAAAGCAAAACUUAUUUGUGCCAGUUCGAUGGUGACUUCUAUUUUGAAUCCCCUAGAUAUGACAAAUCCACUUGAAUGCUCUUCUCUUCUUUCUGAUGCCUGUCGUGAGAAUAAUCCAAUUUAUCUUGAGGUAUCCAUUGAAAAUAUUAAUUUCAAAUGCAUGGCAUCUUUGGCGAUAAUUUCCAAUAUUGUAAAUAUUACGUCUGUCAAAAUCUUUGCUCUGAAUGACUCGCAACAGGCUAUCAUAAUGUCAGGACCAGAAAGUGACGAUGACAGUGAGGAAGACAGUAAAGCAUUAUUAAUGGCUAUAGUGCAAUUUUCAAGAGAUCCUGCAAAACAGAUACAUCCACCAGUUAUUUCAUUUCAAGCUGCUCAAAUAAGAGGAUCAUUGGACCCUCUUCUUUGUCAAUGGUUACAAUAUCAAGUUCCUUAUUAUAAAGUGGGUACAACACAGGCUCCACGUCUAGAGAAUCAGCAAUCUUUAGUUGAGGGUACAUCCUCAGAUACUGGUACGCGAAAAAAGAAUUUUCCAAGUUUACACGAAAGCGUCCACAGUUCAUCCGAUCAGGAAAGAAGGAAAUCAGUUCUCAUGACAGACGACUCGAAAACUGCCUCUAAACUCGAAGAAUCCCAGAAGUGUAUAGAAAAGAGCGAUGAUAUUACUACUCAAGAGAAAACAGGAAUAUUGAUCACUAUGAUCAAAUUAUAUCCGUGGUGGCGGGGACUUGUAUUAAGUGGUCAUAUUGGACAUAUAAUUCUUUAUAUUCCAACAGAGACAAUGAGUGGAAUUGGUGUACAUGGUAUAGAACAGGCGAAGGAUCGGGCUUUACAAGAAAUACCAAAUUUACAAAUUUUGGUUAUAAAAUUGCCAGUUAUUCUUGUGCAUUCGGUGAAUGUGCAGCCAGAAAUGUUGAUGCCUUAUUUGAAGGUGCUCCCAGUAAAGUUGCCAAAAGCUAUAUGGACUACGCAAACACAAAGCUUUCCAUGGACCUUGACCAUCAACGACUUUCACUGUUAUACACUUCAGAAAGAAACAUCAAUGAAUUUCAUUAAAAAAGUGUCGUUAAAUGCAACUAUUGGCCUUACAACAAAAGCUCAAACAAAUGAUACAUUACCUGCAACUAACGCAACAUCGGAAAAUAAUGUAACGGCUCUUGCCUUGUGCGUUCAUGUAGACACUUCGCCUAUAAUUAUCUCAGUAUCCGAAGAACAGGUGUCGUUCAUGAGUAAUAUUGCUCUAACGGUGUUGAAUAUAAUGCAAGUAUCACAACAUUCUCACAUCUCAUUUGUGGAAGAUACUACCACAGCUUCCACCAUUUCCACAUCUAAAGAAGAAUCUGAGCAAGAACAGAAUAAUUUGACAUUAACUGCAUGGAUACAAUGGACAAUUACAAAAGUAUCUGUGAAGUUGUAUGUGAUGGGACAGUUGACAAAUUCAUCUCUUAAAUCAGUAUUGGAAUUGGAGGAUAUUAUAACGUCACUAGAUUUACAACCAGUUUACUUCAAACUGAAGAAUAAAAUCACAACUGCUACAGUUUUUCACUACACAAGAGCACCUCAAGCUCAAAAUUGGGAUCUUGGGGACUACGGAGGUUUAGUUAUGUGCGGACGGGAGGAUACAUUAGAAAAGGGUGAAGAUUCUGGUUUCUUCAGUCUAACGCUUACAAGGGCUAAAUCUGGUAAUGUGCAUACCCGUUGGGGUGCGCAUAGACAAAACAAGGCUCAGGAUUAUGACUUCAAAUCGGACUCCAUACGCCACACAAACCGCUACAUAAGUGAAAUAGUCAUUAAAAUGCAAAUGAUGGAUAUCAUACUACCACUGAGCAUAUUAGCAAAGUAUAUGCAACUAGUCAAACCAUUUACACGUCUUAUUAAUCCUGCAACUAAAGUUGCGAUGGAUGUUCAGGAAAAAACAGUUUCAUCCCCCAUAGUCGGCGUUACCAGUUUAAGUAACGAUUCAUUGCCUUUAAUAUAUUUGGAAUUUAAAGGCUUCCGGCUCAUGCUACCAGGAUCUACGACGGCAAGAUAUGGAUUGCUUCAUGAUUUAUUAAUGAUUCAGUUGGACGGUAUUGUUAUUACACCACACGCAGAAAAUCCCAUAUGCCGAACACCACUCCGUUCAGAUAUUUAUCAGUUAGCCGCUCAGGCAAACAUACUGAAUGUGCCAGGAUCGGCUGUUGAAGAUCGACAAUAUCAAAUAAAUAUUAAGGGUGUAUGUGCUUAUACAACAAUGUGGAAAAACUAUCAAGUUAGCGUAACAAAGAGAAUGUCACAAUCGUACUUGUAUACUAUGAAUGAGAAUCCUGCACUAGAAUGGAACAAACUUGGAAACGGAAGCAGCUUAGAACCACACUUCUCUACAUUCCCUAUGAUCACAAGGUUUGACCUUUGCCUGAUAGUUGCACCAGCAACUAUAUACAAACCUGACACUAUUGUUUGUGGUAAUGCUGUGGAAGUAAAUUGCCUCACUGAUAUAGAAGUCACAAUUAACUUAGAUCAAAUCAAGCUUGGAUCUAUCCUCUUUAGCGAACUAAAAGAUACCUUAAUUGGAUAUUCAGAGGAUUAUGAAGUUGUUGAUAUACCGUCUUCGCCAGGGAAAAGUUUUCAACGAAUACAUAAUGAAUUCACAGCAAACAUAACAAAUAUUUCUCGUAUGAAGCCACUUUUUGAUGAUGCAGAUGCAGAUUUUACUAAGGACAGUGGCGUAGAUUUUGAAAUGUCUAGCGUCAAUUCCACAAUCGUCGGCUGUAAAUCCUUACCUCAUGAACAUUCUGCAUUGCCACCGUACGAAUUCUUAUUCAACUGUGGUAAAGUUACGUUCGUAUUGUAUGAAGCACAGCAAGCUCUCCCCAACACUGAAUAUCUUAUGGAUAUUAACGAGGUCGAUGAAGAUGAUAAUACCAACAUCAAACAACCAUUAUUAUAUGUAAUGAUCAAUCAACCAAAUGUUUAUGUCUCUCAACAACGUUCAAUGAAAAAAGUACAAGUUUCUUGCUUCGAUAUAGCAAUAUCACUUGGUGACGAUGACGCUCAGGAAUUGACAUCAAUUCCCAAUCCAACGGACUUCAAAAUUCAUCUGAUUGAGACAAAGAACGGCGAUCCUCAUCCUGACACUGGUAUUCCACCAUCAUUCCUUAUCGUGAAAUGCCAACAAAGUCAUGGGAAGAGUCCGGAAUUCUUUAUAAAUAUGGAACGCCCUACAAAAGUACACUGUUCUUUAUCUCGACUAAAUCAGAUUGAUUCCAUAAGAAAUAAGGUUUUAGCAUGCUUCUCGGACGUAAAUGUCGUUGUAACACCUUCAAAAGUUGCAAGUGAAGAUGAUAUUCUACCACAAAAGACAUCAAUAAAAUCCAAAAAAUAUAACGUGCCGAACAUCAAUCUGACUACAAAACAAAUUGUUCUGUCUUUGGUAACCGAUUCGGGAUCCGAAACGAUGAUCAGCUUUUCAGCACUUUCCGGAAACAUAUCUAACGCUAUCAGGCCCGAAAGAAUUUAUGGAAAUCUAGCGCUAGACUCUUUCAUAAUAUCAGUAAUAUUAGACGGAAAGAUUAAAGUUCUUUUAAACCCAUGGUGCUGUAAUAUCACAGUGUACCUGGUUUGGGAGGCAUGGCAGGAUCCUGACUCUGUUCCUCAAAUACAAAUUCAAGCAGACAGUGAUAGUAUCUAUUUCGAUUUUGGACCUGAACAAAUAAAAAUAGUUAAGACAGUUAUUGAUGAUUGUCAAAUGAUAUUACGGCAGUUUAUCCCACAAGCAGUGGAAAAUAAAAUAACUGAAAUUCAAAGUGGACGAAUGUCUGAACAGCAUUAUAAAGAUGAUUUAAAGGCUGGAGCCUUUCAAUUCAUUGAUGGAAAUGCAGACGAACUACCAUUCCCAUAUCAGGUGGUAUUCUUCACGCAUCCUCAACAAGCUAUGGCAUGGAGAUACCCACAGCCAAGGACUCUCACCAGAUUACACGUGUCCCCAGUACCAUUUAAAACAUCCAGUAACGAGGACGUCGCAAAUACCAAAGUUCCAUGUACUGUAGAGUAUUGGAGCGAAAGUCACACGUGUUAUCAACGCUAUGUCGACUUUUAUUUAUCCGAAACUGAUAGUUACCGAUUGGAUUUGCCAGACAAUUCACCAGGUCGAGCAGUAGCAUGUGUAUGGAGAGUUGUCUUAGCACCACAAGGAAAUUCUUCACUUGUAUCUGCACGAGCUCUUGCAGCCUGCUUAAGAAUCGAUUCUUACUUCAAUCCUACAAUAAUUCCAAACCUACAGGCUGCAUUGAAUAUCAGUGCUAUUCAUAUAGCUUUUUACAAUCAUAUCGAUGCCUUUCUUUACAAUGAUCUACCUAAACCAUUGCACAAUUAUACUCUGAACAGUAUGAUACCGGAAACGCAAUGCUUCAUGUCUUUGGAACAUAAGGAAGCCAUAAUUGUACUCCAUAGAUGGAGUAAUGGAGGUUUGAUGCUUGAUGUGGGUGGCACUCUGAGUAUUCGUGUAUUGGAUUAUGGACUAUUAAAUAUGCACGAGACAUUAGAUCCAUUAGAAGGAAAAGUAGAAUUAUCCAUGUCAGAAAAAAUGAAUGUUUCAGUAACAUGCAAUCCAUUUUCUCUAAGAAUAAGUCCUGCCAUUAUACAUACUCUUUCUGUUUCGGCAUAUUUAUGGGCAAGAGCGUUGAAUGAAGAUGAUAAGAACGUUGUUAUUAUGACACGUUAUGUUAUUGCCAAUGAUACUAAUAUUCCCAUUCGAUUUGGACAAACCAGUACGGAUGAUAAUAUAUUGCUGCAAAGCAGACAGUGCCAUUUUUACUCAUGGCGGCAUGUGAAUAAUCAAACUAUUCGUGUAGCUGUUGAGGACAAUGCUUGGGCAUGGAGUCAUCCGUUUUCUGUGAAAAAAGAUGGCCUGCAAAUGAUUGAAUUCAGUAAUGCUAUCAAAGACAUAACCAUUUGCGUUGACGUUACUUCAUUGUCCGCCACUCAGAAACUUAUUACUUUCUCUGGCCAACUUAUUAUCUCUAAUCAACUAAUUGAUCGAUUCGAAAUGAAACUGGUCAAACAUGAGACGGAAACUGGUAGUAAGCCAGUACCUUCAAAAGGUGUUUUUAACAUAUCGGGAAAAAGUCAGCCACCGUCUAUUGUGUUGGAAAAUAAUGCAAAUAUGGCGAUACGAUUACGAUUUUCUAGUUUAUCCAAUUUGUCAUGGACAGGAGAUAUUCCGCUACUGCCUAAUACAAAAUGGAGUCAACCUUGGCUUGUUAAAGUGCCAUUACAAGAGCGUGGACAAUUUUUAAGUAUUUGGGUACGAAUAGUAAAUCAAGUAAUUCACGGAAAAACUAAGAUUCUUGCUGUAUUGAGUCCACUUUAUAUGAUCCGUUCUCACUUGCCAGUCCCAGCAAAGGUCCAAAUGGAAACUCCGUCCCUAAAAGUUUCAUUAAGCACAACUGUUAAUGGUCGUGGAGAACGGCAGCAAUUAUAUUGUCCAGGAACAUCCGAACAUUUUCAUCAAUUGACUUUUCAAUUGGAAAGUGGAAUUUCUGCAUCAAAUCCGUAUGUGCCAUUAUCAUAUAGUUCCGUGGACCAACGUAAAUUUUUUAAAAGGCCUGAAAAUGAAGACAUUGAAGCUAUUCUAAAAGCAUUAGAUAGUCAGACUGAAGAUCAACAAUGGCCAUUUCAGGGAGAUGAUGUUUAUGAAUGGAUGCCUGCAGAACAACCGCAGACUCAUGUACAGGUGAAAUAUCAGGAUGCUGGUCUUGUUUCAAGUACACUAUUAUUGGAGUUACAGCCAUGGUGUUUUAUCCUUAAUUCGUUAGGAUGUCAUAUUUCUCUUGUCUCGGAAGAUAUAGAACUUUGUCAAAUUCCUCACUACGGGAUCGUCACACCACCAAAGUUAGAAAGUACUUUUCAUUUGGGUGUUGGAAUCGGUGAUACUUAUUACACUUCACAAGCACUUCAAUUAGCACGACCUGAUUGGAGUCAGAGUUUUUAUAUGCCCAGAAUUGGUGGUCUUAUCCCAGUUGAAGGGAACAUAAAAACAACAGUGGAUUGUGCUUCUAGUCUUUGUAUGCUGAGUAUUAAUUCAAUUAUGCAUGAGGAUAUGAGACUAAUACGAGUAACUAGUACUCAUGUUAUUGGAAAUAUCACAAGUCAAGAAUUAUGUGUUGCUACCUUAGCUGUUCAUGAAACAUCCGUUAACUUACGUCUACCAGCAGAUCUCACUCCAUACAGUGUAAAUGUCCUACCAUCUGAAGACCAGAGACAAGCAACACCAAUAGUGCAAUGGCAUACUCUAUAUGGUGAACAUAAUGCAGAACCAGUUGCCUUGUAUAUUUCAUUGAGUUUAGGUCAUCAGUGGUCUUGCCCAAUCAGGGUGGACCAAGGUAUGAGUCGAAGAUGUCUCGCGAUACCUAAUGGUUAUACGACAAUGGCAGUAGUGGUGACAACUCAGGAGGAUAAGGGCACUAUGUACAUUAUGGUUCACACAGAUAAUAAUCCACAGUUAUUAAUUUAUAAUGGUUGUCCGUUCAAAAUUCUACUGGGACAAGCUAAUCCUAAUGCAGAUGAAAUAAUAUCUGAAACUCCACAUUUCUCUUGGAUUUGCGAAGUGGAAAAUGGUGGAACUUGUCAUUAUUCUCUACCUGCAGUGGGUAGCAGAUUACCUGACACUUCGGCACCAAUUAAUACAACAAUUUUGUUGACAGCAGCCUCAAAUGAUGACGAUGAGUCAACAGACGACAAAUCACUUACAUGGUCCCGUGGGAUAAAUAUAUCAUCAACAUCCAUACCAUCUGAUCAGUAUUUGCGAAUACCCUCAUACGGUGAUGUGAAGUUGAUAAUGCACACUCGUUGCCACACUACCUAUAUAAACAUUCUACCCAUAUCACAGGUGGAAAUAUCAGCCCGAGAUAUUAGAAGCAGACUACAACAAAAUGAUGAAAAAUCUCAAAACGUGGAUAUAGUAUAUAAACGAUCACUUGCUCAUACAGAAAACGAGAAACCAUCAUUGAAUAUCCACAGUUCGCCAAGUUCCACAUCUGCAACAAGCUUUUUCUCAGCACAGGAAGAGAUAUCGGGAACAGAGUCUACAGCAUCUUCUCAAUUAAAUCUAACAUUGCGUCCAAGAGUUCAAACCACUACGUCCCAUGUGAAUGACGAUCAGCUGAAACCCAUUGCAGAAUCUGAAGAAUCUAAUUUUUUGGAAGGCUCUGUCACAGUGUUCCUUCAUGGUAUCACAGUAGUGAUAACACAAGAUGUUAAUGAGAAUGCUCAAAAAAUCGAAGUAGCGAGCUUGAAUAUUACUGACUUAUUCGUUAACGUGGAAUCGAUUUCCAACCUACGCUCCCUAUCUGUAUACAUAGGAGAUUUGCAAUUAGAUAAUCAAAUGUUCGACCAAGGAGGCUUUGACUUUCCUGUCGUUUUAAUAAGUCAAAAUCCACGUGUAAGAAAAGAGAAAUCAUUCUGUCUAAGCAAUCGUUUCAACAAUGAUAUUUACCAGAUCAAAGAGAACUCACUAAUUGCCAUUGAUUAUCUUUGGGAAAUCGACGGACGAACAAGUGCUUGUAAAGAACUUCGAACAAGAGUAUCACCUAUCAGUGCUUACAUAGAAGACACGUACAUAACGCAACUUCUAGAUUAUGCAACAUCUCUGGUACCACCUUGUUUUGUUAUGCCACUGGAUGGUGGAAAGAAAAAUCAGUAUCAUACUUCUAUGACUGUUCAUAUACCUGAUUAUAUAAUGAUAGAUGCUAAAAUCUUAAGUACUCCGUUGCGAAUUCAAAGUUUUGUAAUAGAACCAGUAUCAAUUUUAUUGAGUGUUCACACUUCCGUCCGACUCUAUGUCGCACUGGAUCACUCGCCAUUAUAUUUUGGUACCUUUGAAAGGAAGAAUCUUUUAACUACCCCGUAUCGUCUUGGAAAUGCAUUUAUAAUGCAUUAUUUGUCAGGCGCUAUAUUUGGAGCUGGGUGGGUAGUUGGUUCCUUGGAGAUUCUUGGAUCGCCAGGAGGUUUAGCACAAGCAUUAGGUUCUGGUCUAAGGGACUUCGUCUCUCUACCAUUUCAAGGAUUACUACAAGGACCUUGGGGAUUUUUAGUUGGAAUUACACAUGGAUCUGCCAGUCUUAUGAAACACGUCACCGCAGGCACAGUGAAUUCCGUUACAAAGCUGGCAUCCAGUGUAGCUAGGAAUUUGGACAGAUUAACACUGGAUGAGGAACAUCUUCAGCGACAAGAGGAAUCUCGACGAAUGCGUCCGCAAGGGAUGGCGCAAGGACUUUAUCAAGGACUCAGUGGACUAGGAAUGAGUCUUCUUGCGGCCGUAGCUGGUUUAGCUCAUCAUCCUUUGCAACAAGUAUGGUCAGGAGAAGCAACAACUAGGGGACUUGUAACAGGAGUUGGUCUUGGCUUAGUUGGAGUAGUUACAAAACCUUUAAGCGGUGCUGCUGAACUUGUCGCUCUUACUGGACAAGGAUUGUUACAAGGUGCUGGAUGGAAUUCUCUACCAUCUCCAAAACAAAGACCAGUUGUCCAAUACUCUACUGGUAGCAAUAACGCCUCUGUAAGAUACGCUUGGCGCCUCAUGCCAUUACUGUCUAAUGGUAAUGAUAGCAUCCUACACGUAGCCAGUGCUGAUCGCGUUAUUCAUCAAGGCAGCAAUCAGGCAGUAAUGUUGGUCCUGACACGACAAGCUUUACUAUUAGUGGAUGUCGUGGAAGAUAGUGUGGAGAAGAUAUUCCCACUGAGUGAAUUGACCAGCCUUGAUCAUCCGUCAGAAUCCACUAUGCUGUGCUUAUACUAUCCACCUGCAGUGACUCAACCGGUUAGACCUGUUUCACCAACAGAACACCACGAGAUGGAUCAAGAAAUGAGAGCGAGAGUGGAGGAGUUUGUACGAACGAGUAGUACUGGUCUAGGAAGUUUGCCAACGAAUAGCGACGCACAAUCUGAUACAUCCGAAAUCGCGGCUCCACAGCCGGACGACACCCUAACAUUUUACGUUUCUGCUGAUUUACGUAAUUAUUUAUUAUCUUUAAUUAAUAUAGCUAAACGUCAGAAUCAGACUAGCGGUUUUAUAGUUCUGUAACUUCACAUGAUUAUAGAUACAAAAAUCAAGGGUUAAAUGCAGGGUUAAAUUUAAGCGAAAUUUAAUGAAUGAGAUGUAGAUACGGGGAAGGAAAUUACAAUGCGAAAUAUUUCUUUUUUGAACGUUUCAAUGACCUUCGUUGAUUAUCAUUUAUCAUUUAAAUUGAAGGAUUGAUCAUCCUUUGCAUUAUUUAAUUAUUUUUCC